Perca fluviatilis (European perch) is the source of this 7910-nucleotide messenger RNA. It is a transcript of the gene pcdh1a, whose product is annotated as protocadherin 1a. Gene Ontology annotation, cellular component: plasma membrane. The coding region runs from base 682 to 4284 and encodes 1200 amino acids. Gene Ontology annotation, biological process: homophilic cell-cell adhesion. The transcript has 6 exons. Lineage: Eukaryota; Metazoa; Chordata; Actinopteri; Perciformes; Percidae. The record is from RefSeq and is a predicted model, not a curated record. Gene Ontology annotation, molecular function: calcium ion binding.
CUCCCCCCACGCUCUGAUGAGUAGGCUAGAGAGAGAGAGAGAGAGGGGAGCAACUAACCUGCCCACAGUAUCUCACCACUUGCUCUCUGGAAAUGCUUCAGAUGGGCUCCUUGUUAAGGACCGGUUAGCUAUUCCGAUUUUUACGUUGCAAAAAUGACAUUUAUGUUGCUAUCGUUUAGACAUCCAGCGCGUCAUUAGAGUGCGUUCUAGGCUACUUCUGUCAGGGGAAGCGCUCGGGAAACUUGGACCAAAGGGAUGCGCCAACGAGUGCAUAUCUUGGCAAGGAUCAGUGACUGAGGAUCGGAAAUGGCACACAGUGGGCUCUCCCUAUGGAAUGAGACUCUUCAUUUUCCAGCACUAUCGUAAAACUAAUUGAACACAAACAGCUCAUAAGUUCUAAUAUUUCCACGGACAUAAAUCUGUAGCUGUUCUACAAGGCUUGCGGGACGACGGUGGACACCGAAUCCUGCUUUUUGAUGCGGAAAGUUGCAAAUGCUGUGAUUGGAUUGUGUGGCCGCUGAAGUGAUUUUGAUGUCAGCACUGUGGCGGAGGUUUGAGGGUUAGACGCCUGCCUCUGGGAUCACCGGUGGACAUAUACACUGUAUCAGCUGCGGACGGAUCGGCGACGCGACAGGCGCUCAUAGAGAAGUCUCUGGCACAGGCAGAUCUUCUGAUGACCUAAUGGAACUGAAGUUACAAGUAGUGCUGUUCUGGGUCAUGGUGCUGCACUGUGGCUCUACUGAAGGCAGUAUCCUGUACCGGGUCCAGGAGGAGCAGCCUCCCAACACUCUUAUUGGUAGCCUGGCAUCAGACCAGGGCCUGCCAGACUCUGGUCAUCUCUACAAGCUGGAGGUGGGUGCCCCUUACCUCCGUGUCGAUGGAAAGACGGGUGACAUUUUCACCACAGAGAUUCCCAUAGACAGAGAGACACUGAGAGACUGUCGAUCCCUGGCUAAGGGUAAGCCCUGCUACCUGGAAUUUGAAGUAUCGGUGACAGAUCUGAUACAAAACCAGAGCCCACGACUCAUUGAAGGACGCAUUGAGGUACAGGACAUCAAUGACAACACUCCACAGUUUCCCUCUUCUGUGCUCACCAUCUCUGUCCCAGAGAACACGAUCAUGGGGGCGCUGUUCUCCAUACCUCUAGCUACAGACAGGGACUCAGACAGGAAUGGGGUGGCGGAUUAUGCUCUUACUGCAGGGCCAGACGCAGCAACCCUGUUUGGUUUACAGGUGGCUGACGACAGGGGGGGGAAGCUCCCACAGCUCAUUGUCCUGGGCAACCUAGAUCGUGAGUUAAAGGAUUCCUAUGACCUCACCAUCAAGGCAGUGGAUGGAGGGAACCCACAGCGCUACAGCAGUGCUCUGCUGAGAGUGGUAGUAACUGAUGCCAAUGACAACUCUCCCAAGUUUGAAAGGUCCACGUAUGAGGCAGAAGUGUCGGAAAACAGUCCAGUGGGGCACUCUGUGUUGCAGGUCAAAGCAAAUGACUCUGACAUGGGCCCUAACGGAGAAAUUGAGUAUACCCUUCACCAAGCAGUCGACCCAGUGCCGAAACUCUUACGAAUUGAUCGGUCCACUGGCAUUAUCUAUGUCAAAGGAUCCCUGGACAGGGAGGAAAUCAGCAGCUUGUCCUUCUAUGUGGUGGCGAGGGAUAAGGGUCCUCAACCUAAAAGCUCGAAGACAUUUGUAACCAUUGAGGUGACUGACCAAAAUGACAACGCUCCUGCUGUGGAGAUUCGUGGAAUUGGUCUUGUGACACACAGUGAAGGAGUGGCUAACAUUUCAGAGGACAUGCCCGUUGGAACAGCCGUUGCUUUGGUGCAAGUGUCUGACAAGGAUGAGGGAGAGAAUGCUGUGGUCACUUGUGUGGUCGCGGGAGAUGUGCCCUUCCAGCUCCGCCCUGCCAGCGACUCAUCCAGUGACAACAAGAGGAAGUAUUUCCUACAGACCACCACUCCCCUCGACUACGAAAGGAUUAGGGAUUACCGUGUAGAGAUUGUGGCUGUGGAUUCUGGAAAUCCAGCACUUUCUAGUACAAAUUCUCUGAAGGUACAGGUGACUGAUGUGAACGACAACUCUCCAAUAUUCUCGCCAACCGUGUUUGAGGUAGAUUUUGCUGAAGAAAACCAACCAGGUGAGAAGGUUUUGGAUGUUAUAGCGUCGGAUGCUGACAGUGGCACUAACGCAGAACUCCUCUAUAAUAUUGUGGCGGACUCAUCCAUCAAAGGUCUGUUUGAGAUUGACCCAAAUACAGGCGAAGUAAGAGCCCGAAGCCCGCUUGACCGUGAGCAUAAAGAACGCUACGAGUUCCGGGUCACUGCAGCAGAUAAAGGGUCACCUGUUCAUAAAGGUACAGCAACUGUUGUAAUCAAAGUUCUUGACCGCAAUGACAAUGACCCCAAGUUCAUGCUUAGUGGCUACAGCUUUUCAGUUUUGGAAAACAUGCCUCCCCUCAGUCCAGUUGGCAUGGUGACAGUCCUGGAUGUAGACAAAGGUGAAAACGCCCAUGUUCACCUCUCUGUAGAGCCUGAUGGAGGGAAGUUUGUUGUUCAAAAUGGAACAGGCACCAUUCUUUCAAGCAUCUCAUUUGACAGGGAGAAAGAGAGCAGCUAUACUUUCCGUCUAAAAGCAGUGGAUGAAGGAGAGCCACCUCGGUCUUCAUAUGUGGGCGUUACCAUCAAUGUACUGGAUGAAAAUGACAAUGACCCUGUGGUCACAAAGCCCUCCAAUUCCUCUUUCAGGCGUUUGUCACCUCUAGCUUCCCCAGAUAGCCAUGUUGAGGUAGUGGAAGCUGAAGACCUGGAUAGUGGGCCUAACGCAGAGCUGGUCUUCAGUAUUACUGGUGGAAACCCUUACCAGUUAUUUCGCAUUUCCCCCUCCAGUGGGGAGAUCACUCUAGCAAAAGAGAUGACCCGCAAACAUGGUGGACUUCAUCGCCUAGUAGUGCGUGUGAGUGACAGGGGGAAGCCUGCACGUCAUGCCACUGCCCUGGUCCACAUCUAUGUCAAUGAAACCAUUUCAAAUGUCAGCUUAGUGGAGGCCCUAGUAGGACACAGUCUUUACACUCCACUGGACAGGGACAUUGCUGGUGAUCCUAACAAUGGUUUUGCUGCACAGCGUAGCAACAUUUUGUUUGGAAGCCUUGCCGGUGUGGCAGGUGUUGUCAUGUUGAUAUUGGUGGUGGUAUUUAUUCGACACCGCAUCCAGAGAGAAACGAAGAGUGGGUAUCAGGCUGGCAAGAAGGAAACUAAGGACUUAUAUGCACCCAAACAGGCACCAAAGAAUGCCAAAGGCAAACGAGGAAGGAAAGGAAAACCCCAAAAGUCCCCAAAACCACUCGGUGAAGAUGAGAAAGUCAGCCUUCAAAAGAGCCUCAAGUUCAACCUUGAUGGAGUCAAUGAUAGCCCCAGGAUACACCUGCCCUUAACGUAUUCACCAGGAAGUCCUGAUAUAGGAAGACACUACCGCUCCAACUCCCCCUUACCCUCCAUCCAGCUGCAGGCCCAAUCCCCUUCAGCCUCUCAGAAACAUCAGGCUGUCCAGGACCUUCCUGCCGCCAACACCUUUGUAGGGACGGGAGGAGAUGACAACUCUACCGGCUCAGAUCAGUACUCAGAUUACAGCUACAAGACCAGCCAACUCAAGUACAGCAACAAACAGGCGCAUACGUGGUUCUGCGAGUGGCACAUGCAUCCCCAUCGGCGAGUGACCUUCUCCACCACCAACCCUGUGCAGGACCUGCAGGACGCCUCUCAGCACAGCUACUAUGACAGCGGCUUGGAGGAAUCGGAGACUCCCAGCAGUAAGUCAUCAUCUGGUCCUCGCAUCGGACCCCUGACCCUGCCUGAGGACCACUAUGAGAGAACCACUCCAGAUGGCAGCAUUGGAGAGACCGAGCACCCUGAAAACGAUAUCCGCUCCCUCCCUGAUGUGGCAAUGACCGGAAACUGUACAACCGAGUGCAGUGAAUUGGGCCACUCAGACGCCUGCUGGAUGCCCGGGCAUCCAUCCCCCGUACGCAAGACCAGGAACCCCCCGAAACUCUCCACCUUCGUGCCUUACCAGGAGAGAGGGAGCCUGGGACGCCUGGCUAACGGGAGCGCCAGGCUGGGUGGCGAGGAGCACCGGUCGCGCCUUCCGCCCUCCCGCAGUGCCUAUUCCAACAGUGGUCACGACGCCAGUCAGGACUGCCCCUUAGAGGAGAUGCCCCUGAGCGUAGCCUCUGAGUUCCCCCCCACCUCCCCCUCUGCCCACACUCCAAAAAGAGAAAUUUACCUGUGAGGAAUAUCGUCAUCUGAUUGGUGCACAAAUGAAGAAAAGGUACACCCACUUCAGAAGGAAAAACAGGCUGUCUACAUGCUAAAGCCAAUGCCCGUUUUGUAGUUUACAGUAGGCUGUGACUCAUUCAAUCACUGGCAUGAACACUUGUUUUUUGUCAUUUCCUUCUUAAAUUAUUAAUUUAUUAGCAUAUUUAUUAAGAAUUCCACAAAGUUAAUUGAUGCACUCACUCAUUUAUUUAUACGAAAUCGUGAAGGAUACAAUUCUAACUGAUCAAAAGGAAAUGCAGAUGGCAAUUGCUACUUUAGUAGUAACUAAUUAUUGUUGUAGUUAGCCAAGUCCCAUUCUGUGAAGUGAUCUCUUGAAUUUGAAAGUUGUGAACAGUGCUCUUGUGCCAUUAUUACCUAUCAUUUAAUAGACAGCCAGGCCCUACCUACAGGCAUAACACUUUUGACUAACAAUCAAAUGAAACGGUCUCUCUUAAUGUACAGUGCUGUAAAUACAUUUGAAUGGUGUGUUCUACAUAUAUUUUUGUCUGGCAUAAGCUGAAAAAAAUUGCCUCAGAAUUCUAGCAUAUUUAAGCUUUUCUUUGCUGCUGCUGUUUAAACUUGAUUGAAACCAUCUCCAGAAGUGGAGUUCGAUAUUGUGGAAAGGCAUUUAUCCGCUCCUCACAAUCACAUACACCUUGGACCCCUAAUCAUAGUAGAAUAGCCUUUACCUCUGCUCCCUGUAGUGCUCUGCCACUGGUGGAGAAGGCUGUGUGGCAACAUUUAAACUGACAUUAUGUUCCACUGACUCUCAGCACUGUGACCUGUCGUUCAUCAUGUAAACGGUUGACUUGGCCACAGUACCCCAGAGUCACAAUGACCAAACGCAGAGUACUCACAAGAACCAUUCUGAUUGGCUUUUUAUAUAAAACCUUAUGACACACUCUGUUGAUGAAAUCAUACCAGUGUGUCAUUUUUAAAAGCGCUACUCUGUCGCGACAUCUCCCCUUAUGAUCCAUAAGAACUUCUGUAGAUCGGAUUAAUGCAUAAAGAGGUAUUUACAUAAAAGGGCACUUGAACAUGGAGAACCACUGGAGAGAUUGAGCACUUGGAAGUUACUACAUGAGUGCUCUUUGUUGAGAGUAAAUUCUUUGUGUUUUAAAGUAGCAGCUCUCUCUAGAUGAAUACUUCUUCAGAGGUGAAUUCAAUACACAGUGCACACUGGAAUAAGUGAAUUCACAGAUAGUGUGGACCUUGAAGUCUAAUGAAUAGAUUUGAAGAAUUCUUGGGAGUUAUUGUCAAUAACAUGGGACAUUUCUAAAUAAAUGUUUGGUUUCAUGUGAGUGGAUAACAUUUGCAAAUGCAGAAUAUCGUUGAGCUUAAACGUAUACGUUUAUAGUAGGAGUCUCAGCUCGAUUUACUGCAAUUCCUGUUAACUAUGAUUUUCACUCUAUUGAGGACAACAUGUUUAAUAAAUUAAUAGCCAUUUUCCUCCUUCUGGCUAUAAAAGAUAGAAUAAAAAAUAGGGCAUGCCCGUGGGCUUCAUUUAUCUUUACAAAGAAUUUCCAAGUGAAUCUGAAGGAAAUUUCUGAAGGACACUGUGUAUUUGUCAGUAAUUGGAUGUUAAUGAUGACAACACUAGGGCUGCCUUACAACAUUGUAGACUGAGCCUGUGUCUUUGAUUUAAACAUUGAUUUGAUUAGAUUUGUAGAUACCUUUCACCUCUGCAGAGUAUUUCCAUAGUGAGAUUGUGUGUCUGAGGAAGGGUGGAGGAGCCUUCAAUGGACAUUUCCUAAUUAGGGUGAGUAAUGAGUCCUGAGCUGGGGCAUGUGUGAGCACACCCCCAGGACACGGCACCCACCAGAUAAUGCAAAUCCACCCGCAAAGCUACAAUCAGUUAAAAGGGGUAUUUUUAUCAGCACUUACCUCAUCAUGCUGUCAUUGAAAACUGCGUUUAGAAUAAUUAAACUGAAAACAUAUGGAAAUUACUGGACAUGGCCAUGAUUAAAUAAGGUCGGCGAUUAUCCUGCCUUGAGGGGGAGAAAGCACAUUAUGCCGUUUUCAAAGCCAUUUAGCGACUGAAAUAAAAAUUCAAACAACAGCCAUGAUACACUGUGAUGAAACCCCCACAGCUCCCCCAAGCACCCUUCUCAGAGCUGCAGAUAGCACCAUUCACGAACUCAAAGCAGUGGCUAAACCACUGACCUGGAAUUAAUGAUAAGUGAGGAAGAUAGCAAUGAGUGAUAAAACCAAUGUCACAUAGCCUCAAUCACAAUUUUAUCUAUUGAAAUGCUUGGACUUGAUUCAGAUUCACAAUUGCUUUGCAUCCAGAUUUAUCUCGGGGGAUAAAUCUUAACCUGAUUCCAGCCUAAGUACACUUAUCGCUUUCGGGAAUCUGGAAUCUUCAGAUUUAUCUCUUUGAUCGCCAAUACAUGAAGUAAAUGGGGCAACUCUUAGCAGAUAAGCGUAAUCAUCGGUUGUUGCUCCGAACGGAAUGACAGGAGUUUGAUUUAAGUCCUCUGCAAAAUAAAACAAAAAAACAAGCCUGGGCCUAUUUUCCCCCUCUCUUAAGGAGUUGGACUCUUUCACUCCAGCCGAUAAUGACCUCCUGCUACUCACCCCUGGAACAAUUUAUCACCAGGUUUGACCUUUCUUUUGAACUCAUGCUGAAUGAACUGUGUUUACUUCUCUCUCAAACACAGAAUGGUUCUCCUUGAUUAAAGUAAGAGAACAUCAUGAAGCACCUAAAUACACUCAAAAGUAUGUUGAAUAAUGUUUAAUUUGUACUUAACAUUGAUUUAAUGUUGAAUUCACUUGAGUAUCUUUUGCCUCUCUGUAGUGUGUAUCGUAUGGUGAUCAUUUCUGUGGACAGAUGGACAAAUUGCUGUACUGAAAUUGGCAAAGGAUUUUUUUUUUCUUACUGAUCAAAGACUCUUGGAAAAGUGAUUGUGUGAAAAAAUAUUGAAAUCUUUUGGUGGUGUAGUGUACAUAGAUCUCCACAACCCUGCAUCUGCUGUCAAGCAGGCGGUGAUUUAAGCAUGAAUUCCAAAGAUAAUUGGUAGAAACUGUUUACUCUUUUCCUUUACUUUCUGAAAUGUCAGUGCUGGUUCAUAUUCAAAAGGCCCUCUCCCAAAACAACCUGAAAUUAACUUAACAUUUCAUCUUUUUCACAGUUCAUCUAGAACAAAGCCUUGAAAAUAUGUCUUUGCGAGAGAGAAUCUAGUUGUUAUCCUAAUUGUUGGUAUAUUUAUAUAGGAUAAAAUGCUUGUGAUGCCAUGUUUUUGUACAGUUUUAUGUACAUACAAGUGAAGCUUUCUAAAAGUUCUGAGAAAAGCCGAUGGCAUAUAAAAAUUGUAACAUGUUUUCUUGAGAUGUGCACAUCUUGCCUUGGUUGGAUUGACCUUUGCUGAGUCAGUGUGAAUGUGGCCGUUCUAUGCCUGCACUGUAGUCAUUCACCGGCUCCCACCUCCUGAGGACUUAAUCAGUUUUUAUGUUUAUUGUGAACAGUGGAUCGUCUUAUCUUACCAGUUUGUUAAACUCCUGUGUUCUGCUUUGUUCUGUUUUCGCAUGUUGACAAAUUCUCUUGUAAUACUGUAAGUCCUCAUGAACUUUGUAAUAAAAUCACUUCAGGGAAAAAAUAAA